ACUAUGAAACGAGUUCGAAGCCAGUCUGCUCUACUUUCUUUAUUUAUCUAUUUUUGAGGCCUUGUCUCGGAUUUAACAUUUUUCAUUUUACUUCUUCGAUUAAGUGUAGUCAGGGCCCGGGAUACCUGGGGAAGUCUUUACUUUUCAGAAGCAUCCCCAGUUAUCUGCCAGGGCCAUAAUCCAAUAAUUUGUAUAGGAUGCAGUACUUGGUCACAUCUUGCAUCAGCUCUUCCACUUAGUUCUGAUCGUCACAGAAGUUGGAGUUCAAAGUUUCUGCCAAACACAUUAACAGUGAUCCACAAACACGAGGGUCUUGGAGAGACGACUGUAAGAAGUCUGGCAGGAAAACGGGUCCCUUGUUAAAAUGUAGGGUAUAGGGCCAAGUAUCCUAGUACAUGUCAUUAAUCCCAGUUGUUAUGAUAAAGCACCAGGGGAAUCUUAGCGGAUUCCAUGGCAGGCGACGGUGACCGAGGCGGAGGGAUGGGACAAACAUGCCAGGCAGACAGAGCUUAGUGAGGAGUUUUAUUAGAAAGGGAAAGAGGGGGUAAAGAGAGAGACGACAGAAGAGAAGAGGGAGAGGGGGGAAAAAGAAAACAGAAAGAGAUCCUAAGUGGGCGGAGAUCUUUCUUUUAAAGGGAUCAUUUGCACCUGCCUGUAGACUAGUAAUCAUGGUACCCUGGGCUGACCAGGUUACUGCGAGUUCAUUCUGCCAGGUGACAGGGGCAGGCCAUCAUAAUGCCUGAAUCCUUACACCAGUACUUAGGAGGCAGAAGCAAGCCGAUCUAUGUGAGUUCAAGACCGGCCUGGUCUACCUAUUGAGUUCCAGGGCGGACAAGGCUACGUAGUGGGAUACUAUGAAAAUUUAGGAAAAGAAAGAGGAUGGGUGAUGCUGGUCCCAGGAUGGAGGUGUGUCCUUACUGUAAGAAGCCAUUUAAGCGAUUAAAAUCCCACUUGCCACACUGUAAGAUGAGAGGAACUCCGGUAUCUGCUGAUCAAAAAGUUUAUCAGUCCAAGCCAGCUACACUUUCACAUGCUAAAAAAGAGACAGGGCCUACCGGAGACAUAACCAAAGCUGAAAGGAAAGAGCCAGAGAUGGAGAGUGCAAAAAGAAAUGCGAAAUCAGAAGAGGGCAGACCAGAAUGGACGGCUGCCACCUCUCCACUGCCGGCAGGUGUCUUGGAAAGAGCGGGUACAGCAGAGGCAGGAGGAGAAGCCAACGAUCAAAAUCAGCCCUCCUUCCAAGCAUUGAGACAAGCCAAGAUAAAGGUGGUUCUGCAGAGAGGCACGGCCCCUCUGUCUCAAGCAUUGGAUACCAGCUCUCCCGAGAGAGAACUUGCCAGAGAUGUGACUGGAUCCCAGGGAAGUCCACGUCAUCCCUCAGAGACCAAAGCAUCUUUACUGGUUGGCUCAAUGGAACCAGUUUUAUCUAAUCAAGGUAAAAAAUAUCCCUCAGCUCAGCAUCAUGCUAAACCAGCCACUUCUGCAAGUCUGAAACUGGAUACAGUUGAUCCCCAAAGACAGAAAUUUCUGGCAAAAUUACUAGACGUACCUGCUAGUGAUUGUCAUUCUCCAAAGAAUGACAGCCAUGGGGUCCAGGGAGGAAAACCCUCAAUGUUGAUCAGGGAGAGUAGUUCCGGUGAUGGAGACCACCUGUCAGGAGUCCCUCUUGACCCUGGUAGUGCUGAGACUCGGGCAAAGUCCAAAUCACUCCUCUUGGGCCUUUACACCGCUCCACUGGGUAAAGCCCAAGUCAGAGAGCACCAGGAACUCGGCCUCGGAGUAGAGUUGUGUCAGACCAAGGGAAACCCUAAGAACAGCAAGUCUGCCACAGAAGUACCGGAACGGGCUUGCCUGCACCAUGGUGCUAAGGACCCCAUUUCACCCCCAAAGGCAAAAACACAGGCAGCCCUUGCUCCACCAGAGGAAACUUUGAGUAAGCUGCUCUCUAUACCAGAGUCAGGGCGUCAGCACCUCACCUCUCUGGCUGUGAAGCUUCCUCCAGAAGACAGAGCCCAAUUCUAUGGCCAGAGUCAAGCCCCUGCCGUAACACUAUUAGUGGGAAGCAAGAGGGACAUUCUGGAUCCCACGUCUUCCCACCAACCCCAUGCGGCCCAGGCAGGGUACCACAUACCCUCUUAUUCAGCUCCGCAUUCCGUGUCUAAAAGCUCUUUCAUCAGUCAUGUUGCUGCUGCUGCUGACUCGGGUGCUGCUCCCAGAUCCCUGGGACUGGAGUGGUUUCCCGAACUCUAUCCUGGUUACGUUGGUCUAGGAGUGUUGCCAAGUGGGCCUCAGCAUUGGAACUCAGUGGCUCAGAUGCCUCUUCCUGCCACUUCCCAGGGUGCAAGUGUCUCAAAAGUUCCUUGGUGGGGACGAAGUUCGGCUGAUAGCAGGAGUUCGGAACCCCUGGCGCUUACAACUUCCAGCAUCCCUCUAAUGAGGCUCUUGGGAGCUGCGCACAAAGGCUGGGUCAAGUGCAACACCACCAUAAAGAAGAGCGGUGUCGGGGGCCUCACGAUGCUCUUCGCCGGCUACUUCAUCCUGUGCUGUAACUGGAGCUUCAAGCAUCUGACCUCGGGCUCUGGAUCUGAACUGUAGGCAUUUCAUCCUUGGGAUCAGGUAUGUCUAGUAAAUCUCUUAACUUUCCUGGUCUUGGCGUAAUUAGGAGGGCACAAUGGAAUUCCUGGUUCCAUGGUGGCAGGGAUUUUUUGCCAAAGAAUUAUUUUGUUUAGAGAGGCUACCAUCGUACAAUUUUUUUUUUUUUGCAUUGGUGUUUGCUAUGCAUAUAUGCCUGUGUGAGGAUGUCAGAUCUUGGAAUUACAGACAGUUGUGAGCUGCCGUGUUCGUGCUGGGAAUUGAACCCUGGUCCUCUGGAAGAGCAGUCAAUGCUCUUAACCUCUGAGUCAUCUCUCCAGCCACCACUGCACACAUUUUCACCCUUUGCCAAAGCAUGUACAAAAUUUCCCAAAGGGAAAGGCAUUAAUAUUGAGAAUCAUUAAAAAUGAAAAGUAAAAGGUGCUGGAGAAGUGUGGUCUGCAAUGUUGAAAUACUGGAACUUUGUCAAACAGCAACAGGCACGGUGUAGUCCACACCACCAGGUGUCCUGCAGAGUUCUGUCACAUGAACUGGGUCAUUUUACCUGUACAACCACCCUGCUUGUGUUCUAGAUUGAGGAAGCAGACUAGAGGAGGUUAGGCCAUUUGCCUGUGGCUAAAUGCUAUCACACAACAUCCUAGGGUGGUUUGCAAUGGUACCCAAACCCACAAACGUGCCCCCUGGGCCUGUGUUACACAUUGCCUCAGCAAAGCCCUCCUGCUGAGGGAGGCCAGGCACCCAUGCUUCCCCUAGUCCUUCUGCAGGCUGCCUUUUUCUGUACUGGAAAAAUCCACUUAGCUGCCCCCUUCUUCCAGUGGGUAAAUAACAUUGCAUCUGCUUUGUCAUGGUGGAGACUACUAUCCUGGUCUCUGCCUUAGCUCAGCAGGAUAUGCUGUUUCUAUAUGCCUAUGCUUAAUCCCCCUGUGGGGGUUAAUCUUCUGUGUUAGCUUGGCUGCAGUCACCUGGGAGAUAUGCCUCUGGUUGUGUCUAUAAAGGUAUUAGAUCUAACUGAGUAGAGAAGACAGCCCAGGAAUCCACGGAAUCCAUGUGGCCAUGCUGCAAUACAAUGCAAUGCACCCUCUCUGUGCACUGGCUUCCCAGACUGAAUUUUAAACAUAAAAGAAGGAAGCUGAUCAUUUCUUUUUCUGGGCUUCCUUGAAUGGAUUCAGUAUGACCAGCCAUUUCACACUCCCACCAUGGUUUCCCUGCCAUGAUUGACUGUAUCCUCUCGAAAUAAAUCGUAAGUUGGCUGCUUUGUCACAGCAUUUAAAAAAAAAAAAAAGGAAUUAAUACAGCUUCACAUUAAGAUGCAAUAAGUAUAUUCUCAAAUUUAAACAAGCCAUAUGGGGAAGCAGCUGAAAACAACUGUUUGAUUGGAUUACCCACUUCCGGGAGCACUUGAGGCCGCUGACCCAGAGCAGUCUACAGGAGCACAGGAGCGGAACAUGGGGUACUGACUGACCUGCUGGAGUUCAGUGCACUUUGCUCUACUGGUUCACGGAUGGGAUGACUCCUCCCUCCCACAGUUAGCCGACCUCGGCCUGUUGUAUUUUUCAGCAGCUUGUUCAUGCCCAUGAUAGUUGGAAAUAAGGCAGAUGCUGUAGACUGUUUCUGCAUCCUGUAUCUCACCGGGGUGAUGGGAUUCACUAGACCACUGGGUGCAGAAUUCCAUGGUGAGGUCAUGGAGCCCCUUCACGGGGAGGAUUUCUAGUUCCCUUGCUACAGGCUAUGUUUUGAUGACUCCAACGGGUACCAUUUUCUUCACUGGCAUGGUGGCCUGGGUUUUGAAGAAAAGAGAGCUAAAGCCAUGCCUUAUUCUCCAAAGAAAAGUCCCCGCUCGUUGAGGGAACCACAGGCUGGUUUUCAAAAGAAUGUAUAGGCUUCUCCAGCCUCACAAGGGUCUUGUUCAGGAGGCUAAGGUGGGAAGACCUCGUAAGUGCCGUGGUUUGAGAUCAGCCUGGGAACAAUCACAAGAUCUGACCCAAAAGAGACUUAAGGUUCCGGGUUCAGCUCCCAUAUUGCCGGUCAAGGUGGUUCUUGAUUUCCAAGGUUCAUAAAGUCUAACAAACAAGAAAAUAAAACAUUCUUGCUGGGCA
This is a messenger RNA of Cricetulus griseus (Chinese hamster), 4688 nucleotides long. NCBI's taxonomy places the organism in Eukaryota, Metazoa, Chordata, Mammalia, Rodentia, Cricetidae. The record is from RefSeq and is a predicted model, not a curated record.